Molecule: messenger RNA, 5379 nt
Organism: Doryrhamphus excisus (bluestripe pipefish)
Lineage: Eukaryota; Metazoa; Chordata; Actinopteri; Syngnathiformes; Syngnathidae
Source: RefSeq, a predicted model, not a curated record
CGUAGCCAAGAAAGUCAAGCAGCGACCCCACAACUGCUUAGUCGGGAUUUAGAAAGUGCCCAAGUGUAGGGGCUGGGUCGGAAAGUAGGAAAGUCGGGAAUACUGCGAAAGGAAAGUGCGUGGGUAAAUGGCAUUCGGGGUCAGUAAAGCGACACAAAUGGACUGUCAGUUUUUCGAGUGGAGAAGUGGAUCGUUUGGAUUAUUACGUUAAGUCACAUCGCUGGAAUACGUGGGUGUUUUUUUUGUUUUUUAACUCUUACCUGAUUUGGAUUCCACGCAAAGAAAGUGUUGUAUUAGGAGGAUUGCUGUCACAGAAAUGGGUAAUAUAGAAAGUGCGGACGGCCACACGGAGAUGAAGCAUCACGUCAUGCCGCUAAAGGUGCCCAUGCCGGAGCCUCCUGAGCUGGAGGAGAAGUUUGCCAUUGUUUUGAACUCUAUGAACCUUCCACCGGACAAAGCCCGCCUCCUCAGGCAGUACGACAACGAGAAGAAGUGGGACCUCAUUUGUGACCAGGAGAGGUUUCAAGUGAAGAAUCCACCUUACACGUACAUCCAGAAAAUACGAGGAUACUUAGACCCUGACGUCACAAGAAAGAAGUUUCGCAGGAGGGUUCAGGAGUCCACCAAAGUCUUAAGGGAACUGGAAAUAUCUCUGAGAACAAACCACAUCGGGUGGGUGAGGGAGUUCCUCAACGAUGAGAACAGAGGUCUCGACGUCCUGGUGCAGUACCUCUCCUUCGCCCAGUGUACUGUCAUGUUGGAUUUUGAGGGUCUGGAGAAUGGGGAGGAUGUCCUCUCGGAUAAGGCUAAAUCAUGGAGCAGGUCUAUAGAGGACUUGCAUCACGUGAGCACUCAGCCCUUCUGCAACUCUCUGGUGCGCUCUGCCCGCCAGUCUGUCUUCCGCUACGGCUCCGUCUCCAGCAGCAAAACCAUCAAGAACUCCCGACUCGUCAGCCAGAAGGACGACGUGCACGUGUGCGUCAUGUGUUUGAGAGCCAUUAUGAACUACCAGUACGGCUUCAACAUGGUCAUGUCUCAUGCGCACGCCGUCAAUGAAAUUGCCCUCAGCUUGAACAACAAGAGCUCACGGACAAAAGCUUUGGUCCUUGAACUGCUGGCCGCCGUCUGCCUUGUUCGAGGAGGCCACGAGAUCAUCCUAUCGGCGUUUGACAACUUCAAAGAGGUCUGCAAAGAAAAGCAUCGUUUUGAGCGUCUGAUGGAUUACUUCCGUGGUGAAGAAGGAAACAUCGACUUCAUGGUGGCUUGCAUGCAGUUCAUCAACAUUGUGGUCCACUCGGUGGAGGACAUGAACUUCCGAGUCCACCUCCAGUAUGAAUUCACCAAGCUGGGACUGGACGACUACCUGGAGAAAUAUAAACACACAGAGAGCGACAAACUGUCGGUGCAGAUCCAGGCCUACAUGGACAACGUGUUUGACGUGGGUGGUCUUCUGGAGGACGCGGAGACAAAGAAUGCAGCGCUGGAGAAGGUGGAGGAGCUGGAGGAGCACCUGUCUCAUGUGACGGAGAAGCUUCUGGAGGUUGAGAAUGAAACCAUGAUGAAGGUGGCUGACUUGGAGAAGGUUCUCCUCCAGAAGGAUAAGGAUCUCCAAGCCAUCCGGGAGACGUAUGAGUCCACCAGCACGCAGGUCAACACCCUGAGGAGGGUCAUCAAAGAGAAGGACGCCGCAUUCCAGAGGCACUUCAACAUCGAGAGGCGUCUUCUGGAGCUGGAGCAGCAAGGCACCAUUCGUCUGCACAAGAAACCCGACGGGGACAUUUCCAUCGAGGCGCUUGGCGUGGGGGCCACGGGGGGCGUGGGCGGCGCCGUAGGAAGCGGCGGUCUUGGAAUCCCGCUAGCCGAUAUCGGAGCUCUAUCUUUGGGUUCAACAGCAGCCUUAACGGAACCGGGAGGACCGGACCCCAGUUUGCCCCCAGCCAGUGAAGCUCCGCCCCCACCUCACCCGCCCCCGCCGCCUCCUCCCCCUCUGCCAUCUACCACGGGCCCCAGUCCACCAGUUCCACCCCCUGCGCCCCCGCUGGCACCACCACUGCCUGAAGCGUCUCCCUCAGUCAUCCUGAGUGUGGGUCUCUCAGCCAUUAGAAUCAAGAAGCCCAUCAAGACCAAGUUCCGCCUUCCUGUCUUUAACUGGACCGCCCUCAAGCCCAAUCAGAUCAAUGGCACCGUGUUCAACGAGAUCGAUGAUGAACGCGUUCUUGAGGUCCUGGAUCUGGAGAAAUUCGAGGAGCUGUUUAAAACCCGCGCCCAGGGUCCGGUUGUGGAUGUGUCGUGCCCAAAGAGCAAAGUGGCUCACAAGGCGGUCAACAAAGUCACGCUGCUGGACGCCAACCGCUCCAAGAACUUAGCCAUCACGCUGAGGAAGGCGAACAAAACCACGGAGGAGAUCUGCAAAGCGAUAGAGAAGUUUGAUCUGAAGGCCUUACCCGUGGACUUCGUGGAGUGCCUGAUGCGCUUCCUGCCCACGGAAGCGGAGGUGAAGGUGCUGCGCCAGUACGAACGGGAGCGCCGUCCGCUGGACCAGCUGGCGGAGGAGGACCGCUUCAUGCUCUUCUUCAGCAAAAUCGAGAGGCUGACGCAAAGGAUGAACAUCAUCACCUUUGUGGGGAACUUCGCCGACAACGUCAACAUGCUCACGCCGCAGCUCAACGCCAUCAUCGCCGCCUCGGGCUCGGUGAAGUCCUCACCCAAGUUAAAAAGAAUGCUGGAGAUCAUCUUAGCUCUGGGAAACUACAUGAACAGCAGCAAGCGAGGGUGCGUUUAUGGCUUCAAACUGCAAAGUCUCGAUUUGCUGCUGGACACCAAGUCCACAGACAGGAAGAUGACGCUGCUGCAUUACAUCGCCGUCAUCGUGAAGGAGAAAUAUCCCGAGCUGGCCACCUUCUACAAUGAACUGCACUUUGUGGAUAAAGCUGCAGCGGUGUCGCUGGAAAACGUGCUGCUGGACGUGCGAGAGUUGGGCAAAGGCAUGGAUCUGAUCCGUAGGGAGUGUAGCCUCCACGACCAUUCCGUCCUCAAAGCCUUCAUCCAGGCCAGCGACUCCCAGCUGGACAAACUGCAGAGGGAUUCCAAGACCGCAGAGGAAGCCUUCAAUAACGUGGUGAACUACUUUGGAGAGAGCGCCAAGACAACUCCACCCUCCGUGUUCUUCCCCGUGUUUGUACGCUUCAUCAAGGCCUACAAGGAUGCGGUGGAGGAAAACGAACAAAGGAAAAAGCAGGAGGAAGCAAUGAGAGAAAAGUUACUGGCCCAAGAGGCCAAGCAGCACGACCCUAAGGUUCAAGCCCAGAAGAAGAGGCACCAACAGCAGGAGCUGAUUGCGGAGCUGCGCAGGCGGCAGGCCAAGGACCAUCGGCCCGUGUACGAGGGCAAGGAUGGCGCCAUAGAGGACAUCAUCACAGUACUGAAGAGCGUGCCCUUCACAGCCCGCACGGCUAAACGCGGCUCACGGUUCUUCUGUGAAGCCAACCUCUGUGACGACGCCAACUGCUAGCCCCUCCCUCUCUUAACGCCAAGAUCUGAGAAACCAGCCUUACCUGAGAGCUGAUGCCUUGAUCCGGAACGGUUGGAAGAGACCCUAAACCACUUAUCCGUGCCUUAUCCCCCCCCCCCCGCACCCCAACCCCCCAAAAGCUAUAACACUCCUGCCCGUGUUGCCCUGUCUCGGCCCUGAAGCUGCACAUCCCAGUGGGAAAACGGGACAGAGGCCGCGUUUUGGGACGGCUAAUUUAUUUAUUUAUGGAAGCAGUAAGGAUCGUCCGCAGAGGUGAGCUAGCGUCUUCCCGACUGCACAGAGACUCGGACUCCGGAAGCAGAGGAACGUUCCUUGAAGGUAUGCCGGUUGUAUCCGGGACAAAAAAAAAAAAAUUCCAAAUGUCUCAUAUAUUGCUUCAUAUGUGCCUUUGGUGUAAACAGUGUUAUGUCAUAAUAUUUCUAUUGUAUUUUACACUUUUAAGAAUGUAUUUUUAUUGUAGUAUAAUAUUAGUCUUAUUCAAAUGUUUAGUUUUUUAACGAUCAAUCAUUGAGUCGUCUGAGCUCGACAAACAUAUGAAAAUUGCCGAAGGAUGAAGGAUAUUUCGGAUGUGACGCUACUUCCUGUGACUGACUAAUCUACGCUUGCAUCCGUUGUUUUCUGUAAAUAUUAAGCAUUUUCUCCACGUUCACAUUUUUUUUCCUCUGGAAAAAUGACGGACGCCAACCACUGUGCUUUUCUACUAUAAAAAUCAUUUUAAUUUCUUAUAUCAAAAAGAAACAGAAUCAUAAAAACAAUCAGAGCCACAAGUAUCCAUGUGGGUUUUCGCCAACACAUUUCUCCGACUGUUGUUCUAAUUUACAUGAUCAGAUGUUUCAAAAAAAAAAAAAAAAAAAAAAAAAACGUUAAAAGCUGAGGGGUAAAAGAUGUUUCCUCUAGAAUGACUGACAAUGUUUGUGACGUUUAUGAGCACCGUGCACAAUUAUAUGGCAGAUUAGCGUCCACGACCGUGAAGUUAAAGCUGCGCGGCGAACAGCAACCACGACAUUCUUAAGACAAAACAGAUGGUUAGCGUUAGCAGCUCAGCAAAAGGAAUUCUCAUCAGGAAGCUGAUCGGAAUGCACGUCCGUGUAAUGACGUCUUCUCCCAUGACGUACCUGUCAAUCAAUCAUCACUCUCGGGUCGGUCGGUACAGUUUCGGUCAAAAGAGAAGCGACUAAAAGCUAAAUGUAACAAUUGUAGAACUUCGCCGACAUCAUCCGCCGACGGGAAAAAAACAAGGCCACGGUGUCCAUCUUUAGACAUUUCAGACUUUGUUACAAUCAUCAUCAUCAUCAUCAUCAUCAUCCGCCACUCACGCUUAAAAACUUCUUAGAAAGUACAGACUGCUAUUUGUUACUCAUGUUCCUGGGUAUACUUUCAAGACACUUUGUUUAUAUACAUACUGUAUAUAUAUAUAUCUAUAUAUAUAUAUGUGUUGUAUCAUCUAUAUGCAAAUGAGUCUGUGCAGGAAGUAAAAGACAAUCACUUGAAUGUAGCAGGACAAUGCUAGCACAUCCUCCACGUGUUCAUGUUGUGUGCAGGAAAAACAAAUUACGCCCCCCCCCCCACACACACGCACAUGGACUGAAUUGGCAAAGUCUUCCAGGAUGAAUAUUCCUGCUUUUCUCCAUCUUACAAAUCAUAGAAAAAUGUUAAAAAAAAUGAAAUAAAAAUGAUUCCGCUGCAAUUUGUGUGUAUCGUUUACAUUUGCACAGAGGUAGAGGCUAAAUGAGCGACCAAGAGGAAGGAGAUCUGCAGGGAAUGAAAGAAUGAAAGAGUAAAUGGAUCCGUUUAUCACUCGCUCAUCUUUUUUCUUGUCCCAAAAAAAAAAAAAAAAAAAAAAACAA